Messenger RNA from Rotaria sp. Silwood2, 480 nucleotides. NCBI's taxonomy places the organism in Eukaryota, Metazoa, Rotifera, Eurotatoria, Philodinida, Philodinidae. The record is from the annotation of a GenBank genome assembly.
AUGUUAAUUCGUGGUGGAAAACAUAGUUCAUAUUUAACUACAAUAUUGGCAUUUAUUUAUUGUUGUUUUAAUUCUUAUGUAAUUGUCGAAGAAAUUUUGGCAUAUCAUAUUUAUCCAAAUGAUUAUUUAUUUUCAUUACGUUUUAUAUCUGGUAUGAUUAUUUUCUUUAUUGGUUUUAUUUUAAAUCUUCAAGCGGAUUCAAUUUUAAGAAAUUUACGUAAAGAUAAUAAUCAACGUGAUUAUAAAAUUCCAAGAGGCGGUUUGUUUGAAUAUGUUUCUGGCGCGAAUUUUUUAGCUGAAUCUAUUGAAUGGACAGGUUAUGCUAUUUGUGCAUGGACAUUACCUGCAUUUGCAUUCUCAGUUUUUACAUGGGCUAAUAUUGCAUUCGGUCGUGCUAUUCAUCAUCAUCAAUUUUAUCUUGAAAAAUUCAAAGAUGAAUAUCCAAAAAAUCGUAAAGCUAUUAUUCCAUUUAUUUUAUAA